Molecule: messenger RNA, 1101 nt
Organism: Geosmithia morbida
Lineage: Eukaryota; Fungi; Ascomycota; Sordariomycetes; Hypocreales; Bionectriaceae
Product: Glycosyl hydrolases family 43
Exons: 1
Coding region: 1-1101 (366 amino acids)
Biological process (GO): carbohydrate metabolic process
Molecular function (GO): hydrolase activity, hydrolyzing O-glycosyl compounds
Source: RefSeq, a predicted model, not a curated record
AUGUCCAACCAACCCAUCGCUCAGAUUGCGACACCAGACCCGUGGCUCGUCGCGGCCAACGGCGUCUUCUACCUGACCUUUACCCUGGCCAAUCGCAUCUCCAUAUGGCAGUCACCAAAGAUGGAAGACUUCCACCAGCCCCGUAAGCAGAUCAUCUGGCAGCCACCGGAGGGCGCGCCCUGGUCCAAAGACAUCUGGGCGCCCGAGCUGCACUGGCUAGACGGCAGAUGGUACAUCUACGCGACGGCGACCCGGCCCGGCCUCGGCAACUCGGGGCACCGCACCAUCGUUCUACGCUCCAGCAAUGCCGACCCCAUGGUCGCCUCCGCGUGGGAAUUCCUAGGCCCGGUCAAGGGUCUCCCCGAGCAGUUCAGCAUCGAUGCCACCGUCUUCAGCAUCAACGGUCGUGACCUGUACAUCUGCUGGUCGGGCUGGCCCCCCGGCGAUAACUCGGACACCCAGCAGAACCUGUACCUGACCAAGAUGGUAUCGCCCAUCGAGGCCGUCGACCACAAGCACCUCAAGCCGGCCUGCAUCUCCAAGGCCGACCGGCCGUGGGAGCGCUUCGAGAACAAUCGCAGGGGCAUCAACGAGGGCCCCACCUGGCUCAGCCUGCCCAACGGCGCCUUCACGGGGAUCGUCUACUCCGGCCACGCCAGCUUCACGAGCGAGUACAAGCUCGGCCUGCUGCGGCUCAACUCGCUCCAGGCCGAUCCCAUGGAUCCCAAGUCCUGGACCAAGAGACCCACCCCGCUCCUCGCAAACGACCGGUCCAUGCCUGGCCCCUACGCACCCGGCCACGCCAGCUUCCUGCAGAGCCCGCAGCCUGGCGACAGCCGGGUCUUCUGCAUCUACCACGGCACCGACAACUGGGGAGAAGGCUUCAAGAAUCGCAAGGCCAGGAUCAUGGUCAUGUCACCGGAAGUUUUUGCCCACGACGCCCGUCCCAUGUGCUGUUCCAAUAGGCCCAACACCGGCAUCUGGAACGGCUACCCUGGUAGUUCCUCGAGCGGUGGUGGUCCUGCGCCCCAGGCACAGCAGGGAAACCGCCACUCAGAUCCGAUGCAGAAGAUCAUGGGGAAGCUUAAGAAAUUCCUGUAA